This is a messenger RNA of Rasamsonia emersonii CBS 393.64, 1275 nucleotides long. Its product is annotated as Lipoyl synthase. The transcript has a single exon. Gene Ontology annotation, cellular component: mitochondrion. NCBI's taxonomy places the organism in Eukaryota, Fungi, Ascomycota, Eurotiomycetes, Eurotiales, Trichocomaceae. Bases 1 to 1275 code for a protein of 424 amino acids. Gene Ontology annotation, biological process: lipoate biosynthetic process. The record is from RefSeq and is a predicted model, not a curated record. Gene Ontology annotation, molecular function: 4 iron, 4 sulfur cluster binding; lipoate synthase activity.
AUGGCAGCGUCAACAAACAGGCUGCGAUGCCUCUACGCAUCGCAGGCUCUGAAAACUCCUCAGCCAUCAUGGAUGAUGCUGACUCGUCACUACGCUACGGCUUCCCCAGACCCCUCCGCAACCUCUUCUCCGACCUCCGACUCUUCGCCGUCCAAGACUCCCGCACGAAGACGGACGACGACCUUCCGAGACAAGCUGAAUGCAGGCCCCUCCUUUGCCGACUUUCUCAACAGCAGCCGUGACAAUGCGCCCCUCGACCCUUCGGAGGCAUACGCUCUCAAGACCGUCAUGGUCGGACCCGCCGGUCGCAAGAAAGAGAUGACUCGGUUGCCGCCAUGGCUGAAGACGCCCAUUCCCGACUCAGAGAACUACAAGCGCAUCAAGAAGGAUCUACGGGGUCUGAACCUGCACACCGUCUGCGAGGAGGCCCGGUGUCCCAAUAUCUCCGAUUGCUGGGGCGGAAGCUCCAAGUCGGCGGCGACAGCGACCAUCAUGUUGAUGGGCGACACCUGCACCCGUGGAUGUCGUUUUUGCAGUGUGAAGACUUCGCGGAACCCGGGCCCGCUGGACCCUCACGAGCCGGAGAAUACUGCAGAGGCCCUGUCCCGAUGGGGUCUGGGUUAUGUCGUCCUGACCAGUGUCGAUCGUGAUGAUCUACCCGAUGGAGGUGCGAGACACUUUGCGGAAACUGUCAUCAAGAUCAAGCAGAAGUCUCCCAGCACCCUAGUUGAGUGCCUGACGGGUGACUUCGGUGGCGAUCUGGAUAUGGUUUCGCUUGUCGCCCGCUCUGGCUUGGAUGUCUACGCCCACAAUGUCGAGACCGUGGAGGCUCUGACACCGCAAGUUCGGGACCAUCGGGCCAGCUUCCAACAGUCCCUCCGCGUUCUGGAGGCUGCCAAGCGUGCAAAGCCAUCGCUCAUCACCAAGACCUCGAUGAUGUUGGGAUUGGGAGAGACGGAAGCCCAGAUCUGGGACGCCCUCCGUCAAAUCCGGGCCUCCGAUGUGGACGUAGUGACGUUCGGACAGUACAUGCGUCCAACGAAGCGGCACAUGCCGGUCCACGAGUACGUCACGCCGGAUAAGUUCGAGCUCUGGCGUCAGCGGGCACUCGACAUGGGCUUUUUGUACUGCGCAUCGGGCCCCCUCGUGCGCAGCAGCUACAAGGCCGGCGAGGCCUUUAUCGAGAAUGUGCUGAAGAAGAGACGUGCCGGUACUGGAAAGGCAGAAGAAACGGUAUCGGCGGAGAAUGUUGUUGCCGAUGAAGCUACGAGAUGA